GUUGGCCGUGGUCUUUGUCUGCUCUGAUCGCCAGCAGCUGAGGUGACUUCGGCCCCCGCCGGGUGCCCGGCAGGGAUGGGGGGUCCUUCCCCUCUCCUCCUCUGGCCCACCCCAGGCUCUGACCCUGAACCCCACGGUCCUGUGGCCGCAGCCGGGCCUAGGGAAGGGGACGAAGAACUGCAGCACCCCCUCCCCACUUACUGACCAUCUGCCUUCUCUUCCUCCUCCUCCCCAACUAUCUUUUCCCUUUCCCUAAUUCAUCCUCCCUCUCCCCAAUUCAUCUUCCCCAAUUCAUCUUCCCCAAUUCAACCUCCCCCUCCCCAAUUCAUCCUCCUCCUCCCCAAUUUAUCCUCUCCGAGCUAUCAUUUUCCUCCCCCAACCUCCCCCUCCCCCAUUUUCCUCUCCUCCCAUUCCCCCAUCUCUUCCUCUUCCUCGCCCAUUUUUCCUCCCCUUACUCGUCUCUCUCUGUCACUCUCUACUCCCACACUCCACCCCACCCCCCAAGCACAUAUGGAAGCCCUGGUGUUUGUGUCUGAGUAGCCACUUGUGUGUCUGUGCCCUACAGGUGUAUGCAGCGGCAGUGUGACUAAGAAAGGGAGCCGGGUGUGAGGCGCCACCCAGGUCCUUCUGAUUGUGGGGGAAGGACCCAAGCUGGGGCAGUCCGUGUGUGUGUAACUGUGUGUGUUAUGUGAAGUCUUUCCUGUUAAACAUGUGCACGUGUGUCUUUGUGUACGACACCAUAGAUGUAGGAGCUCCGUGGAUCCCCCAAGAGGUCAUUGCCACCUGCCUGGUGCCCACCUGCUGGGCCCUUUGUACCUUACAGGGUUUCAGCAGGGCUCGGGAGCAGAUCUGGAUGAUCGAGGCUGCUGCACCCUUCCAUCUCUGAUCUGAAGAGCCAAGGCUCUGCCAACCAGAGAAACACCCCACCCCAGCUUGGGUGAUGGCCACCCCUCUGUCCCUCCAGGUCCCAGCUCCCCCAGAACAAGUUGGGCUCCUGAGUCUGAAGGUGGAGGAAGAUGAUGCCAGGCCUCAAGGAUCCCUCCAAGGAAGGGACCCAGCUGGCCCUGGGACCUCUUGCCAGGUCAAGACAAAGCCCAGAGAUCCACAUGACGGAGGGGGGAGUGGGUCAGAGCAAUCCUCGACUACCUUGCCUAGGACGAUGGGGACCUACUGGAGGCCACAGCACCCAGAGCACAAGCAUUUGACCCAGACUCUUGAGAAGAAAGCUCUGCUUUCCCAGGAUUCUCCACUUCCUACGGAGGGGAGCACGGAGGAAGAGGGAUUGGCUGCUGGGCGGCCCACAGCCGGCUCUCAGGAGCCAGUGACGUUCAAGGAUGUGGCCGUGGACUUCAGUCAGGACGAAUGGGGGCACCUGGACACUGCCCAGAGGGACCUCUACAGGGUCGUGAUGCUAGAGAAUUACAGGAACCUGGUCUCACUAGGGCUGGUCCAAGCCCAGCCUGAAAUGGUCUCUCACCUGGAACGAGGGGACGAGCCAUGGAGGCUGGAAGACCUCAGAGGCACCCGUCCAGGCUCAUCUCUCCCCCUCAACAUCCCCCCUCUUCAGCAACUUCCUCAUGUACCUGGACCACACUCCCACAGCCAUCAUUCCCCAAACCGGACAAGUCAGGCUCUUGUCACAGAUUCACCCUCUCUGCCAUUAACAUCACAGCUUCCCCCAUUUUAAAAAAUAAAACAGACUCGGUUACCUCUUUUUCCUUCUUCCUUCUGUCUAACCAUGGGAAUGGAUUCCUGUACUCCCUGCCUCCCAGACCCCUUUCCUAAUA
Molecule: messenger RNA, 1787 nt
Organism: Dromiciops gliroides (monito del monte)
Lineage: Eukaryota; Metazoa; Chordata; Mammalia; Microbiotheria; Microbiotheriidae
Product: zinc finger protein 69 homolog
Exons: 5
Coding region: 941-1687 (248 amino acids)
Biological process (GO): regulation of DNA-templated transcription
Source: RefSeq, a predicted model, not a curated record